AUGACAGAGAACGAGGAUGGGAGUAAAUACGCAGCCCGAGUGAAUGCGGCUCGUGGUAAGAGUGAUUCCGAACAGUGGUUCAGUCAUGAGACUUCCUCGGCUGAAGUUCCGAAAUCGCACUCACGAAUUAGGCCCGAAGCUUCUGAAAUUUUGGCCAAAAUCCGACAACCUGCUGGGAGUAUGGCUCGUUUGGCUGGCUUUUCUAAUGAUUCAAAUGAAGCAAACGUUCCAAUCUGUCGACGACUUCGAUCUGCAGAGGCUAAGGCAAUAGCUCAAAAAAUGGCCCGAUCUACUGAUAACUGGUCAGAUUUCGAAGGCAAUCUUGCAGCUGGUUUAGUAAAACAGCCUCAUAGAUUCGGUGCAAGUAUCGAGGCGAAGGCUAGUAAUUUUUUAAAAUUUUCCGAAAAUUUCAACACGGAGAUAAUGGAGGUACAAACCCAUAAAUGCGAUUGGUUCACUCACGAUGAAAAACCAGUGGAUACAAGGCUGAGAUUUUCACGCCCUGCAACUGCGCAAGCAAGAAGUUCAAAUUUUGAUUGGUUUUCACAUGACUCUACUAACCAAUCAAUAGCGAAUACUCGACGCAGUUGUCGUCGAGUUAGAGGCGAUGGGGUGGAGUAUGCAUUAAGAAAUCAUGGACACAAGGAUUUACUGACACCAGUGCUGCCAGAGGAUUCCGUACUACCACUCUAUCGAUGCCCAACAAAAGAAUCGCAAAAUUACUGUCGCCAUAAUAAGGAGAGUAGUUCUGUGGCCGAAUGCAUGAAGAAUUUAACUUUGCCAGAAAAAACCCAACACGAAAGCAGAUCUGAGAAAGUCAGGAGUCCAGCAUCUUCCAAUUGGGAUAGUAAAGCCAAUACUGCAACCAACAGACACACUGAUUCAAUUUUUACCAUGGAACCGGAGAAUGCGGGUUCUAUUCAGGCGCAGCCUAAGGAACUCUCCAAGACACAAAUGGCGCGUUGUAUUGCACAGAUGGAUAAGGAUGCCCCACCCACACCCCGUAGGCACAUGUUGCACGUCUCGGAAGAAGCCAAAUCAACUUAUCACAAAAACCGAAAUGGUCAAAUGGCUACUUUAAUUGGCAAUGGAGCCAAUUCAACAACAUAUAAUUAUCCACCAAAAAUUCAGAUAAAGACGGUGAAUUCCGAGGAAGCCAUGUCGAAUCAGGAAAAAGCAAGAGGGACCGCUGUGCGCACUCUUUUAACACAUACUGAUCUUAGAGAGAUCCCUCCAAGACGUAUCAAUCCCCCAAGCGACCAAGUAAAGAUCGCUUUGGGAGGAGAAUCAGCUAAGCCGUUAGCACCACCACCUAGACGCCUGAUGUCUGCUGAGGCAAGGAGUUAUGCCGAUCGUCAACGUGGAACUAUGCGGGAUUUACUUGCAUAUAGUUAG
This is a messenger RNA of Rodentolepis nana, 1395 nucleotides long. The record is from the annotation of a GenBank genome assembly. Lineage: Eukaryota; Metazoa; Platyhelminthes; Cestoda; Cyclophyllidea; Hymenolepididae.